Drosophila serrata is the source of this 797-nucleotide messenger RNA. RefSeq lists its product as uncharacterized. Lineage: Eukaryota; Metazoa; Arthropoda; Insecta; Diptera; Drosophilidae. The record is from RefSeq and is a predicted model, not a curated record.
UAUGACAUUUUCGUUAUUUCCCGCCCGACGCUCCAAGCAAACGGUCGAGUCGGACCAAGAACAGCGGCAGCAAACGCUCGCAAGAGAGGAAAGAAAUAAAAGGAGACCCAGACAGCACCGGCCCCCACCAGCGAAAGCAAGAAAAGCACGCGCGUCAUCGAAAAUACUAAAAAAAUAAAGAAAAAACGUGCUAUUAACUAAGAGAAACCAGAGCAAAUACCGUUUUUGGGAACUUACAUAAAACCAUGGCCGAUGCAAAUACUCUAAAUAUCCCCGUGGAUGUGGUGUGGCCCACUGUCAUUGUCAUAGCCAUGCUAAUGGUUAACGGUUUCGUCUUUGCCUACAUCAUGCGAAAGCGCCGGGAGUUCAGCAAGCACCUGGCGGUGGAGCAUCCACACACAUCCUACGCAGCCACCAGCAGCCAGGCGGUGGUCUCAGCACCGCUUGAGGAGCCCGAGGACGACUCCUGUGCCAUUCAAAUGGAGCGUCUGUAGUCGUAGCUAUUGUACUAGUACGUCUCAGACAGAAACUCACCAUCCCCUCUCGUCCAGGCUCAUCAUCAACUGCAACGAAUUUUCCUAAAACCGCAGAUAGCUGAAUAGUUCAAAGAUAUGAUGCUCUCUAAUGCUUGCGAAAAAUCUUGCUAAUACUAUAUAGAUAGAUAUAAAGAUACAGAGCGUAUACGUAUCGCAUCGAGUGCCUAGAACGCACAUGCAUUUAAUUAUGGUUCUUAAGUUGUUAAAUUUGCUACAAAAAGUAUAUUUACAAUAUUAAUAAAACGUGUGAAUUUUAUCAUA